Pseudophryne corroboree (corroboree frog) is the source of this 6319-nucleotide messenger RNA. It is a transcript of the gene PEAK1, whose product is annotated as pseudopodium enriched atypical kinase 1. The coding region runs from base 921 to 5282 and encodes 1453 amino acids. The record is from RefSeq and is a predicted model, not a curated record. NCBI's taxonomy places the organism in Eukaryota, Metazoa, Chordata, Amphibia, Anura, Myobatrachidae. Gene Ontology annotation, biological process: protein phosphorylation. Gene Ontology annotation, cellular component: actin cytoskeleton; focal adhesion. The transcript has 5 exons. Gene Ontology annotation, molecular function: protein kinase activity; ATP binding.
UUGACGUGCAGGAACAGAAUGUGUUACAUAGAAUAGACACUCGUAAGCUGUCUGGCAGUGGAUGGGUGCUUUGCAGAUUGCUCGCAUAGGAGGCUUAAUGAAGUAAUUCCCUUCAGAUCCUUGCUUGGGAGGUUGUGUUAAAGGACAUUGAUAAAGCAGUGUCCUGUAUGUGUGUGAUGUGAGACCCUUUGCUGUGUUGUUAGUGAUAACCUGCUAUUCUGACAGCACAAAGGGUCCCCAUCUGUAGUUCUGCUGCAAUCUUAGCAAUAUGUGUGCUAUGCUCUGUUGGUCAGUGGCAGGAUGUGGGUUAACGUAGAACUGAUGUGUAGAGAGGGUCCAUCAGUCACUGGUAAUUGCAGGGUUAAUGGAGAGAAGCUCUUUAAGUCUGGUUUGGGUAGAAUUUAACAGUGAUGCUCUAUGGGUCUUUGACUGGGUGGUGAGCCUCCUCCCCCAUAUUGUCCUGUAAAUAGCACAUACUUUCUCUGCUCCCAGACUGACCCCCCCAGACAUACCGAGCAUUCCUGUAACUCUUCCCAGGCCCAGGAGGCAGGGAACAUGGACCUAUAUGCACAUAUGUACAUACACAUAUACACUGUGCUGUCACACAUCUAUACAGACACGCAGUCUGCCCACUGUCACAGGCACAUGCUCUGCUUUGUCAAACUUGGAACCUCUUACUGCACAUACAGUAUGUGCUGAAGCACACACCAAGACUGCAACUUGCUUGCACACACAAGACGAUGUAUAUGACAGUGUAUUCCAUCUGUGUGCCAGGUAGAGAUAAAUGAAUACACCUAUGAUCUAUGGCAAGUUGUCUCGCUAAAAUGUUUAUGAAACGGUUAUUUCUGUGUUCUUCCCUAUGACUUUCUGACUGGUUUCCACUUCGUGCCCUGGUGCCAUGCUUUGCAGUACCGGUCAUCAUGUCGGCUUGCGGCUCAUUUACAGAGCAUGUCUGGAAACCAGGAGAGUGCAAGAACUGUUUUCAGCCCAAAGGACAGCACCAAUUGGCAGCUCUUGGCAGAGGCAAUUCUGGUCAGCCCCCACCACCCCCUCCGCCACCACCUCCCUACAGAGCUCAUCAUGCCAAAGUGAGCGUCAACCAGCGACCACGUGCCACCACAGGAUUCAGACCACCUGUAGCCAAGAAACCCACAAUUGCUGUGAAACCAACCAUGAUGGCUGUGGAUGGAGCAGUAGGCCAUCCAUUACCAGGUCAAGCUAGGUCACCACUGCCUGCUCAAAACACCAGAACCCAAGCCCAAGCUGUUGUAUUUAAUGAUGAUCGGGCAAACAACAACACAGGAGCAGAACAGAUAGUCACUAAUAACAACCAUGUGGGUAGCAGUGGGCUCACAGAGGUUUUGAAGGAGAUAGCAGGAUUAGGUGGCCCAUGUGAUCCUAUGCCUCCCUUAGAGGGAACAGCUCGAGAGAACUUUCUGUGUCGGAUCAACCAAUGUUAUCGACGCUCUUUAGAGAGAAAGCCACCUGCCAGCUGUCUAUCUGGAGGCCGUCAUGAAGGUGCUGCCCCAAACAAAGUUGUUCGAAGAGUAGCAUUAAGUGGGGAAGAGGGUGCAGUCAUUGGAAUGGAUGGUGGACGCUUUUGCUACCCAGAAUUCUCCAGUGGUGAUGACAGCUGGGGUGAAGAAGAUGAAGAAGAGGGAGGGGAGCGAGAGAGCUGGGAAGAGAGUGAUGAAGAACUCUUGGCCAUGGAGAUUCGUAUGAGAGGACAACCACGAUUUGCAAAUCUGCAAGGUGGCAGCCUGUCUCCCGUGCCAUUCAGACUAGGGAGACGUGAAAAGUGGAACACAGUGCCACUCCGCCAAAAGUCAUUGCAAAGAGUAUGUGCAGUGGAUUAUGAUGACAGCUACGAUGAGAUCCUAAAUGGCUGUGAUGUGGGAGGAGAGGGUGAAAGGAACAUGGUCCUACCUUCCCCUGAUACAUCAAUGGUUGAUUCUUUGUCAUGCCCUCCCUCCUCUUCCACUUCAUCUUCCUCCUCUUCCUCCUCCUCCGGGGGACUCUUUUGCAAUGGCAGUGUAGUCACAGAGAAUGCAGCAGCUGAUGGGCCAGAUGGAACAAAACAAGAGGUUAUUCAAGAUAUGGGUAUGGCUCAAGCAAAGCCAUAUCGUGUGGUCAGCUUGGAGCAGCCAGUGUGUAAGCCAUACACCGUAGUUGACGUAUCCGCUGCUAUGUCUGGAGAAUGCCCUUCUCGUUUGAGCACUAGACUUAAAAAAUCCAGCUCCACACGCUACCAGGAGGUUUGGACUUCAAGUACUAGCCCUCGACAGAAGCUUGCAAAAACUGAAACUGUAGAAGCUCCUAAACGAAACUGUUAUAAAUCUGCUCCAACUUCUCCUACUACUGGUCUGAGUGCCCAUACUGUACCUGUCCGCUCACCCAAUCUAUCUGAGAUCAAAUUCAACAGUUACAACAAUGCAGGAAUGCCACCUUUUCCUAUUAUCAUUCAUGAUGAACCAGAAUAUGCCCACAGUUGUAAAAGUGCUGACAAAGUGCCCAUUCUCAUCAAUCCGAGUGCUUAUGAUAACUUGGCUAUUUACAGAAGUUUUGUGGGUGCUGGUGGAGUCUUUCCACCACCUCCAGACAAGGAAAAACAGUCUGGAAGUGUAGUUAGUAACACUUAUGAAGAAAUAGAAACGCCUGCAAGAGGCCAAAAAAAAGAGGAAUCUGGUGUUGGGGUCUCCCAAGAGACAAGUGGUUGUCCUCGAGAGAGUGCCAAUCGUGUCCUUUCCCAGAUUGUGGCAUCGAUUCAACCACCUCGCUCUCCACCAGAGACUUUGACUCCUGAGUCUGGGAGUAGUGAUGAACAUCGUCCACCAGAGACUCAAUCAGAUCCAGAACUACCUGCAUGCUCUUUGGGAAGGCCAAAAACUCUGUUUUCCUCCCAGAGUCAAACUUUUGGAACUAAUAGCUUGAACAAAACAUCUCCUGCACUUUCCAGUGAUGAUAGUCCAACUGUGUCAGCUACCACAGAACCUCUUCCACCCUUCCCACCUCCACGUUCCACUUCUUCACCCUAUCAUGCCAGCAUGUUGCACAAACACUUUGCAACUCGUGGAAAACCAGUGGGAACUAACCGUCCUUUACCAAUCGACUCUGCAACACAGCCACGUCGGCCAGCAGAUGGCAAGCCACGCCGUUGGAUAUCCUUCAAAAGUUUUUUCAGGAGGAAGAAAGAGGGAAGUGGACAAGGGGGCUGUGAGGACAGAGGAGAGGAGGGCAAACUAGUCGGGCUUGAUGGCACAGUUAUUCACAUGCUUCCACCACCUCCAGUACAACGACACCAUUGGUUCAGCGAAAGUAGAGCAGAACCUGGGGAGAAGCCAUCUAUUGUGUUUGUGUAUCGAUCAGAAGAAGAGCGAGCAGCAAACAGUCCACAGGACAGCGUGGGCACUGAGACCAGGUCUAGCAGCAUCUCUGUACGCAGUACACCUGAUGACAUGCCUGUACACAGCUCUCCUUCCCUUGGACCCAUAUUGCUCGAUGGCCCUGGUGAGCAGACUGCGCUAGACCGUGCAACCCCACCUGCUGAUGCUGAGGUUCAAAAUCAUGAAGAGCCUGGCAAUGCUUCCGACUGCUCAUCUGACUGCAGCCCCGAGGGAGCCACCUAUAGUAAUUUGGGCCAGUCCCGUGCAAACAUGAUCCCAUACAAGCAGCCUCGUCAGACUCAUGGAGGAACCCCUCCUCUAGAUCCAGAACCCCAUCCAACCCCUCCCCCCCUUCCAAAGAAGAAUCUGACUCCACGCCAGUCCACACCAGAAAGAACACCUGGGACAUCAUUGAGCCUAGCCAACCCCACAUACGAUACAGAGCGUAGCUGGGAGGCUGGUGGAAAUGAGUCAGGAGACUCCAUAGAGCGAACUAAAAGUGGGGGGAGAAUUGCUGAGCUACAGGCUGAGGCCUUGCGUCGCUUCUAUGCCCGUUGUGAGGACAUCUUCAUGGCAGGGCAGAGAGAGCCAGUCAACUUUGGACUGGAGAGUUGGCCAGACUUCCGACUAACAAGCCCCACACCAUGUUGCCAAGCUGGAGAAGCAGUGUAUUACCGGGCAUCAUAUGCACAAGACCCUGGCAAUCUCUAUGCUGUAAAGAUCUGCCGCAGCAAGUCUAAACAAGCCCAGAGGCAAUAUUACCAUUGCCUGGCAAUACGACAGGGCCUUUCAGAACAUUUCAAUAUCCAACAGGACUGUGGGCAAUUUCUUGCCGAAGUACCCGCGCGUCUGCUACCCUGGGAGGACCCUACUGUAUCAGAAGAGGAGGAGGAGGAAGAAGAGCAGGAAGGGGCAAGUGUGGAGGUUUCCUCUAAAGGAAAGGAGGUACCAAACAAAAACCAAAAGCAGCCUCCAUCCACUAAUCAAGGCUCACUGGGUAAGCGGAGGAGUCGGGUGGUGGUGAUUACACGAGAGCCCCCAAGACAGACACUUGCAGAUUUUGUACAGGAGGGUGAGAAUCAGCAUCGCAGGGAGCCAGAGAUUUAUGAACGACAAGUGUGCUUGCUACUGCUCCAGCUGUGUGGGGCAUUGGAGCAUUUGAAGGCACAAGGUAUUACUCACUGUGAUCUUCGAUUAGGUAACCUUCUGCUUGCCAGCUGCCGGCCAGGUGUGGCAGGUUGUAGUUGUGCUCAUAGGUCUACCACACAAGAGGCAAAUGAAUAUGACAAGAAUACAAGUCUCUCUGAACAGAGAGCAUUCCCCACAUGUGCUGGUCGACUUCUCCUCACCAAUUUUACCCAAGCUAAAUUGAAAAGCCAAAGUGUCUGGCGUCCACAGGGCUUGGGUGAUCCAUCACGGAUGGCUCCAGAGAUUGUGGGAGCAACACAGUACCGAAGAAGUGAUGAGUUUCAGACUGGGAUCCUAAUUUAUGAGAUGUUGCACUUACCCAACCCUUUCCUGGAUGGGGGCUUAAAGGAACGGGAAUAUGGACCCCGGGAUUUACCAGCUGUGCCACGUCGUUCUCCAUAUUCACGUGGUCUAGGGCGCCUUGCAGGACUCCUACUGCAGCAUAGCCCUUCAGAUCGGCUCCAGGUCGGGCAAGCUAAGGCAGCACUACGCUGCUUAAUUUGGGGGCCGCGGGAAGAAGUACUGCAAGGACCAGGAUCUCUACAAAACUGGUUACAGGUGAAGAGGACAUUGCUACUAAUAAGGCUGGCAGAGCGAGCUCUUGAGAGGGAAGGUGGGGUAACUCUGGAGGACUGGUUGUGCUGCCAGUACCUGGCGUUUGGCACAGCCCAGGGACUGGCACAGACUCUACGGCUACUGGAACAAAACUGAGUGGCAUAGUCCACCCUAAACCUUUCCCUACAUGGUCUGUGUGCAAUAGCUGGGAAUACCCCAAAAGGCUCUGUUUUAAGAAGCUUGAAUGUCCAGUGUUAUACCACUUCCUUCCUGCACAGUCAGGCAGAUAUCUGUACAUGCAUUACACUAAUAUAUUAUCGCAAACCCAUUGUUUCCGAGGCAUGCAGAAGUCAGAGUUUAUUAAAUACUAUACAUAAUCUAGACACUAAUAGCAAACGGAUUUCAUUUGAAUUAAUAUAUUUACAAAAAAAAAAGAAAGAUAAAAAAAAAGCUCUUGGUUUUGUACUGCCACAUUUUACACUUUCUUAGUGAAUCAUGCUUUUUACAACAUACAUUACUGUUCUGUAAAACACUUUGUCAUUCUUCUCAUUAUAGUUCUUUGCUAUAAAAUCAGUUUGUAUUUACUAACCAGCUUCCAAAAUGACAUAAUCUCAUACGCAACCCACAACUACACUCACCAUGAAACUAUUGAUACCUGGUAAGUCACAAGUGAGAAGUACAGGUGCUCUUGCUUAGGAAGUGAUGCACGAAUUGAGGAGGUGCACUCAGACACAUUGCAGGAACUGCUUUUACAUUACACAUACACACACAAUCUGCCAGACUGUGGAGGGAGAGAUUACCAGAAAUAGUAUUAAUAUAAAAUGUUUUAUUCUGAAUGCUUUUAAUACCAUAAAUCCAUAUUUAUAUUUAUAUGCAACCACACAUGCAGUAUUCAUAAAGAACAACACCCAUAGUGUUAUAAUUCAUAUAUAUAUAUAACUAUAUAUAAACAAUAUGAAGACAAAAGUGUCCUUGACACUUCAAAUUCUAAAUCUAAUUGUGAGUGGGUGGCUAUUGUACCCAACUGCUCAGUACUUCCUCUGUUAUAGGAGGUGAGCAGGGGCGGUCAUCUGGUAAAGGUGGCCCAUGCUCCCACCCCUCCUUCCUUUCUUUUCUUUUUGUUGUGGUACCUUUUUCUCAUCUAUACUGCUGAUGUUCCUACAAUUGAUGUGUUAAUAAAUCUGUUGACUCUU